AUGGCACUGUUGACUGGGCUGGGUCAGGCGGCGACGGUGGCGCAGCUGGUCGGCGUAGAUAUCGGGGGGCUCAUCUCUAUGAUUGUGCAGGCUGCACGAAUGGCUCGGCAGAACAGGUCCGAGUGUGAGCAGCUUGCUCGUCGGGUUCUUAUGAUCGCGCAGCUGCUGCCACAUGUGCAGGAACCGGAGGCGGUUCAGCCGCUGGCCGAGCUGGGCGAUACACUUCGGGAGGCCCACGAGCUCGUUGUGUCCUGCCAAGGCAGGAACGCAGCGUACCAAUUGGUCAUGGCAGGGAGGCAGGCCGAAAGGUUUCGGGACGUGCAUAGUAGGAUUGACUCCUACCUCAUCCUCUUCCCCGUGAUCAGCCAUAUCGGCAUGACACGCCGCCUUGGACGAAUCUACAAUGUCCUUGUACCAGAGGACUCCAGCAGAGUUGACCCCUCUCCGCUUCCACAACCGCAGGAGUCUACAGAGGUUGCUCAGGAGGUACUACCGCAUGGAACCCAGCAAUUCACGUGGGCGGAGAUCGUGGCCGCCACUAAUAACUUCGACACAGUGAUCGCUCGGGGCAGCAGUGGAAUGGUGUACAAGGGCAGGCUUGACGAUGGGCGAGAGGUGGCCAUUAAGCACAUAAAAAACGAUGAGUACUGGAGAGAGGACUUUAGCACAGAGCUCCACAUCCUAUCACGGCUCCAACACAAACACAUCAUCCGCCUCCUUGGAUCAUGUGUGAUUGUGAGCAAGGACAAGUGCCCGCUAACCACCCGGCAAAAGAUAAAAAAGGGCUUACUGACCAGGUGGAGAAAGGAGCCAGAAGAGCCUGAAGAGCCGGAGAGGCUGAUCAUUGUCUAUGAGUACAUGGAGAAUGGCACGCUCCACGACCUCCUGGGUUCUGAUCAGGGCUCCUCCAUGCUGUCGCCAGUGACGGUGUCCUGGAAGCUGCGCAUGGAUGUGCUCCUUGGUGUGUCGCGCGCCAUUGAGUACCUGCACUGUCAUGCCCACCCGCCAAUCAUCCACCGGGACAUCAAUUCAAGUAAUAUCGUUUUCGACGCGAGUUGGGUGCCGCGUGUAGCAGACUUUGGCUCGUCGGUCGCCUCGGACGUGACGAGGGAGGAGGAGGGGGUGGAGUGCGAGGCUGUAGGAACAUUAGGAUACGUUGACCCUGAGUACCAUGAUACAUUCCUUCCGAAACCGGCGGCCGACGUGUACAGCCUAGGCGUGGUGAUGUUCGAGGUUCUGACUGGGAAAAGGGCAGUUUUCAUAGAGGAGAAGGGAACUGUUACUCAUUUGCCAAACUUCGCAAUCACCCUCAUCGAGGCUGGUAAUCUUGGGGAGAUGUUGGACAGGCGACCAUCACCGGAGCCGACGCCGUGGGAGCUGCAAGCGCUGAAGCAUGUGGCGCGGACUGCACGACAUUGCGUGAAGUUGAGCAGCAAGGACCGGCCGACCAUAUCAGACAUUGUUGGCAAGCUGGAGAUGGCAUAUGAGUUGACAUGCAGAGACGAGUCAGGUUCCGUUGAUGAGCUACCGGACUCACCACGUGGCAGCAACGUAUCAUCAGCUGGCUGCCAGUCUGAUCUGGUACAUUACAAACUAAUUGAACUAUUUUCACAUUGA
Messenger RNA from Triticum aestivum (bread wheat), 1617 nucleotides. RefSeq names its product putative serine/threonine-protein kinase-like protein CCR3. The transcript is spliced from 2 exons. Gene Ontology annotation, biological process: protein phosphorylation; cell surface receptor signaling pathway. The record is from RefSeq and is a predicted model, not a curated record. Gene Ontology annotation, molecular function: ATP binding; protein kinase activity. NCBI's taxonomy places the organism in Eukaryota, Viridiplantae, Streptophyta, Magnoliopsida, Poales, Poaceae. The coding region runs from base 1 to 1617 and encodes 538 amino acids.